Messenger RNA from Magallana angulata, 867 nucleotides. RefSeq lists its product as uncharacterized. The record is from RefSeq and is a predicted model, not a curated record. NCBI's taxonomy places the organism in Eukaryota, Metazoa, Mollusca, Bivalvia, Ostreida, Ostreidae. The transcript is spliced from 2 exons. Bases 1 to 867 code for a protein of 288 amino acids. Gene Ontology annotation, biological process: DNA integration. Gene Ontology annotation, molecular function: nucleic acid binding.
AUGAACUCCCAGAUCAAGCAGCUUGUUAAAGACAGUGAAAAGUGUGCCACGUUCCAGAACACGCCACCACCAGAAUCCUUAAAACCAACACCAGUUCCAGACCUAUCGUAUGCUGUAGUGGGGUGUGACUUAUUCGACUUUGAGUCAAAGAAGUACCUCGUGGUAGUGGACUAUUUUUCUAAGUAUAUUGAUUGUAUGGAGCUACAGUCUCAGUCAUCAUUUUCUACAAUUGAAACUUUGAAAUGUAUAUUUGGAACCCAUGGAAUUCCAAAGGAGAUCCGAUCUGAUAACGGACCACAAUUCAGUUUAUAUGAAUUCCGAAAUUUCUGCAAUGAAUCAGACAUAUCAUCUAACAUGUUACGUCUAGUCCACACCUUCAAAGCUCAAACGGUGCAGCUGAGCACGCAGUCCAAACUGACGACACCACUAGAGGAAGUGGAUCUAUCUCCAUCACAACUUCUCAUGGGAAGGAGGCCACGCAAUACAUUACCUGCAGCAUCAGAUAUUCUGCGACCAAAGAGCCAAAAUCUUGAAAGUAUGAAGCAGAGUCUACAGUCAGGCAAGGACAAGCAAAAAGCCAGUUCCGACAACAAAUGCAACAACAAGGAGCUGUUGCCGCUCUAUCCAACCGACCCGGUACGAGUCAUGCCACAGCAGGGAAAGAAAGAAUGGAUCCCUGGAGUGAUUGUACGUCAUCAUGAAGCGCCGAGAUCAUAUACGGUGCAAGUUGGAAGUCGACAGCUGCGUCGAAAUCUGAAACACCUUAGACACACAAAGAAAAUGAAACAAUUGAUGACCAACCGGAUGAUGGAAGGCUUCAUGUCGAAAGUCCGCCCAAAGAAAGUUCACAAGAACCUACCAGUUUGA